CCAAACCAUGAACUUCUCAAAAUGAAAAAUAAAUGAUAAAGAAAAUAUAAUCUAAAUUUUGCUGUUCUUUUGUCAAAAUAAUUUUUAAAAAAACUACUUAUAAUUUCAUAAUAUACUGAUCGUUCCCAUUGAUGCCAGAGACUAGCAAUAUCGUAAUUGAUAUUAGAAUGAGAGGAAGAAAAAAUUCAAAUGGUGAAUUAGAUGAGGCUGCUAUUGCUUUGAAGAAGAAUUCUAGAAAACCUAAAGGUUCAAAGUUCUCACAACAAGAGCUUCCUGCUUGUAAACCUAUUCUAACUCCAGGUGAUUGCAUCAUUCACUAUAGUUGGUGUUAUCUUCCUUCCUCUUGGCCUCGCAUCUUUGUUUGCAUCACAAAGUGUAAUGUGGUGGAGAUUGUAGAUCGCUAUGACAGAGAUUGCCUUCCUAGUAAUUAUAGCAACACUCCACUUCAAUUUAUACAGAGCAGUAAAUUAGACAAAACUUGUACAAGAACGUUGACUGUUCCAAAGCCAAUGAAAAGUCCAGUUUAUGUGUAUUAUCAGCUUGAUAAUUUCUUCCAAAAUCAUCGUCGAUAUGUAAGAAGUAGAAGUGACAAACAGCUGAAGAGCAGACAAAGUGAGGGAGUAGUAAGCACAUGUAAACCUGAAGACAGUGACAACGGAAAGCCGAUAGUACCAUGUGGCCUUGUCGCGUGGAGUUUAUUUAACGACACUUAUUCAUUUACGGUGCAAAACAAGGCGGUACAGGUUAAUAAGAAGGACAUUGCUUGGAAAAGCGACAAACAAAGUAAAUUUGGCUCUGAUGUCUUUCCUAAAAAUUUCCAAGCUGAUGGUCUUAUUGGAGGUGGAACCCUCAAUUCCAGUAUUCCUCUAAGUGAACAAGAAGAUCUAAUAGUUUGGAUGCGUACGGCAGCAUUGCCAACUUUUAGAAAACUAUACGGAAGGAUUGAGACAGAUCUUGAAGCUAAUGACGUAAUUGAAGUCCAAAUCCAAAAUAACUAUAACUCAUAUGGCUAUGGAGGCAAGAAGAAGUUAGUUCUCUCAACCACCACUUGGAUUGGUGGAAGAAACGAUUUUCUAGGCGUCGCGUAUCUAUUUAUUGGUGGAUUAAACUUGCUCUUGGCAAUGUUCUUCAUCCUUGUGUAUGUUUUUAAGCCAAGGCCUUCAGGGGACCCAAGCUAUCUGUCGUGGAACAAGCACACGACAAAGAGUACAAAUUAGGCUGACUUGAACAACUUUCAAUUAUACUAUUAAUUACUGCUAAAGCAUCAACUAUACUUCAUCUUCUUGCCAAUAUGAAGCUUCAACGUAUUAAUUUUUCUCGAUACAUCCAAAUCGAAUUUGGUAUACAGAGUUAUGACAUAGCCAUUAUUCUGGUGUUUUUAAUAUACUUUUAAAUGAUAGUUGUGUCUAUUUUAUA
Mercurialis annua (annual mercury) is the source of this 1416-nucleotide messenger RNA. Its product is annotated as putative ALA-interacting subunit 4. The record is from RefSeq and is a predicted model, not a curated record. The coding region runs from base 132 to 1217 and encodes 361 amino acids. The transcript is spliced from 8 exons. Gene Ontology annotation, cellular component: Golgi apparatus; plasma membrane; endoplasmic reticulum. NCBI's taxonomy places the organism in Eukaryota, Viridiplantae, Streptophyta, Magnoliopsida, Malpighiales, Euphorbiaceae.